Seriola aureovittata is the source of this 2447-nucleotide messenger RNA. Its product is annotated as tripartite motif-containing protein 16-like. The coding region runs from base 80 to 1744 and encodes 554 amino acids. The record is from RefSeq and is a predicted model, not a curated record. Gene Ontology annotation, molecular function: zinc ion binding; protein binding. The transcript has a single exon. NCBI's taxonomy places the organism in Eukaryota, Metazoa, Chordata, Actinopteri, Carangiformes, Carangidae.
GCUGGUGUGGCUUAGAUCUCAGCUUUUCUCGGUAAACGAGAGUGAAACUUACUGACAGUCACUGAGUCCUAGAGGAGAAAUGGCGCAGCAAUUGAUUCAGCUAGAUCAAGAAAAACUGAGCUGUUCAAUCUGUCUGGAUCUUCUAAAAGAGCCGGUGACUAUUCCCUGUGGGCACAGCUACUGUAUGAGCUGUAUUAAAACCUACUGGGAUGAGGAUGAUCAGAAGAAAACACACAGCUGCCCUCAGUGCAGGCAGAGCUUCACACCGAGGCCAGCCCUGGUGAGAAACACCAUGUUUGCAGAGUUAGUGGAGGAACUGAAGAAAGUAGGACUUCAAGCUGCUUCACCUGAUCAUUUCUACGCUGGACCUGGAGACGUGGCCUGUGAUUUCUGCACUGGGAGGAAGUUGAAAGCCUUCAAGUCCUGUCUGAUGUGUUUGGCCUCUUACUGUGAACAGCACCUUCAGCCUCACUACGAUGUAGGUCCUUUAAAGAAACACAUGCUGGUCGAAGCCACUUCAAAGCUUCUUGAGAACAUCUGCUCUCGCCAUAAUGAGGUGAUGAAGAUUUUCUGCCGCACUGAUCAAAAGUGUAUCUGUUAUCUCUGCUCCAUGGAUGAACACAAAGGCCACGACACAGUCUCAGCUGUAGCAGAAAGGGCUGAGAAGCAGACAGAGCUCGGAGUGAGUCGUCAAAAAAUCCAACGGAGAAUCCAAAGCAUAAAGAAAGAUGUGAAGGUGCUUCAACAAGAGGUGGAGGCUAUCAAUAUUUCUUCUGAUGAAGCUGUUAGUAAGAGUGAGAAGAUCUUCACCGACCUGAUCCGUCUCAUUGAGGAAAGAAGGUCUGAAGUGAAGCAGCAGAUCAGAUCCCACCAGAAAACUGAAGUGAGUCGAAUCACAGAGCUCGAGGAGAAGCUGCAGCAGGAGAUAACUGAGCUGAGGAGGAAAGACACUGAUCUGGCACAGCUCUCACACACAGAGGAUCACUCCCAUUUUCUGAACAACUACUCCUCUCUGUCACAUCUGAGUGAAGCAACACGUUUACCCAGCAUCAAUCCUCAAUCACAGCAGUAUAUUAAGGAUGUGACAGCGGCAGUGUCGAGGGUCAGAGAUAAACUGCUGGCUGUUCUGAAUGAGGAGUGGGGAAAGGUCUCGCUGAAAAAUACAGGAGUCGAUAUAUUACCGCAACAUCAAGAGCCCCAAACCAGAUCCGAAUUUUUGAAAUAUGCUCGUCAAAUCACAUUGGAUCCAAUCACUGCAAACACAUUUUUGUCACUAUCUAAGAGGAACAGAAAGGUAACAUUGAUGCAUGAACAACAGGUGUUUUGGAUUCACCCAGAACAAUUCUUUAAAUGGUGGCAAGUUCUGAGUAAAGAGGGUCUGACAGGACGUUGUUACUGGGAGGUGAAGUGGAGUGGUAAAGUUUUGAUAGCAGUUGCAUACAGGGAUAUCAGGAGAAUGGGGACAAGGAGUGAAUGUGGAUUUGGAUACAAUGACAAAUCCUGGGCAUUAGAAUGUUACAGUGGUAGUUAUACAUUCAUUCAUAACGGGAAUUGUACAUCCCUCUCAGGACCUCCGUCCUCCAGAAUAGGAGUGUACCUGGAUCACAGGGCAGGUACUCUCUCUUUCUACAGCGUCUCUAGAACCAUGAAUCUCCUCCUCAGAGUCCAGACCACCUUCACUCAGCCUCUCUAUCCUGGACUCUGGCUUCUAGGUUCUGCAGGAGACACUGCUGAGUUGUGUUAGCUCAAGAAGACAGGAGUAAUUACACAGUGAGAGUUUGUGAUCUUCAUGUUGUAUGUUUGGACCCUUUUAAUGCUGAAACAUCAUGGGUGGUGAUGUCUUUUUUUUCUUAGUUUUUUUGUUUUUAUUUACAUCACAGAUGUUUAAUGAAAAUGGUAAAAGGAAAGGUUUUCUUCUUCUACACACAGUGAGGGUUAAUCUACCUGCCAAAGAUGUUCCGUUGAUAUUUGACUUUUAUUUUGAAAAAUCAUGUUUAAAUUUAAUAAACCUUGUUCUGUACAUGGGGAAUAAUACACACCUGAGAAACGACUGAUGAAAAACUAUUACCAUAUCAGUGGGCUUAAUUAUAUUUGUAUUAAAAGAACAACACAUGUAAGAUUCAAAUAACUCUUUGGAAGUUGGAUCUGACUUUUGUUUGCUUGUUUGUUUGUUUGUUUGUUUUCUAGUUAAUCAUAUUUUUAUGGAUGUAACUCAUAUAAUUUUUUGUUUACAUGUUUAAUCACUAUAUUUAUAUUAUGUUGUUUGGAAUAUAAAUUGAAUAGUUUGUACAGCAUUGCAAACUGUGAGGCCAAUAUAAUGUUAACACAAAAUUGAAUAAAGUCUCUUUUAAGAUCAUCAUUAGCACAAUACCUAAAUAAAACUCAUUGUACCACAGGCUAAUGUACAGUAGAAAUGCCUAAUAAUAAAGAUACAGCCUGGAAAUGCA